Molecule: messenger RNA, 2166 nt
Organism: Chiloscyllium plagiosum (whitespotted bambooshark)
Lineage: Eukaryota; Metazoa; Chordata; Chondrichthyes; Orectolobiformes; Hemiscylliidae
Source: RefSeq, a predicted model, not a curated record
AUGGUUCAGACAGCAUGAAUACAUCGAGAAACUGAAUAUGCAGGCCAUCAUCAGUGCCACUGCUGACCAGGACGAAUUUGUCAAGGAAACUAUUUAUUCUCAUGGGAAGGUCCCCACACUGAUUCAUGAACUCCUUGCUGUAGAGGUCUGGAAACAAAAAGUGUUUCCUAUAUUGUGUCAGCUCCAGGAUUUCAACCCAAAGGGCACUUUCCCCAUAUAUAUUGUGAUUCAUCAUGAAGCAACCAUCAUUAACCUCCUAGAAACUAUUCUUUACCAUAAGGACGUGUGUGAUUCUGCAGAUGAGGCAAUUCUGGACCUUGCUGAUUAUUGUCAUAGAAAGUUGACCCUUCUUGCUGCACGGAAUGAUGACCCUGAAAAUCAGGAACAGAACAAAUCAUCACCAGCAUCCCUACAGGAGUUGCAGAAGCAGAAUCAACAGCUGGAAUUUGAUAUCUCCCUGAAGGCACUCUCUAUUCUCCGCUACAUCACUGAUCACAUUGACAGCCUGCCAUUGAGUGUUCAGACACGUCUCCUGAAUACACACAAUAUCCCCUGUGUGCUGGUUCAUCUGCUGAAAUACUGUCCCUGGAGCCGAUACGGUUCAAACGGUGAACUACAGAAGUACACUGAUGGCAAGUGGCAUACAGUUCCUGUAGAGGACAGGCUGAAAAUAACCAAGGUGGAUGGCCAGGUUUGGAUUGCAUUGUACAAUCUGAUUCUGAAGCCUGACUGCCAGCAGAGGUAUGACUUCAACAACUUCAACAAGAGCCAGUUGCUAAAGCUGCAAAGCUUCCUGACCGAAGUCAUCAUUGACCAAAUACCCAACUUGGUGGAGUUACAACGUUUCCUGGGCCACCUUGCAAUGACAGACCCACCUCCAGCAAAGAAAGAUUUAAUUUUAGAACAGGUCCCUGAUAUCCGGGAUAGGAUCAUUCGAGAGAAUUCUAACAAAUGGAAAGCCCUUGCAAAGCACCAAGUGAAAACAGUAUUUAACCCUUCUGAGCAGGAUUUACGUGAACAAGCUCAGAGAUUGACAGAAACUUACAAUCUGGAUGUGAUGGAGAAUCUGAUUCCUGAUCGCCCAAAAUGUGGAUUUUGCGGAGCACAGGCAACAAAACGGUGUUCCCGGUGCCAGGUUGAGCGGUACUGUCGGAGGGAGUGCCAGGUGAAGCACUGGUCAAAACACAAGAAAGCCUGUGACCUGCUGGCUGUUGCGCAAAACAAAACUGAAUGAGGAAUUAGAAAUCAGUUGGUGGAAACCAAACUGGUGAGCACCUGGCUACUCUGCUAUUGGGCACUGAGCCGAGUGAUACAAUCCUGAUCUUAACACACUGCAUUGAUAUGUACUCAGCACUCCAGUUAACAUGCAAUGUGUGACAUUUUGAAUGGCCUAACCAUACAGAACUUCUAUUUGCUCAGGAGGCUAUAAUUAAGUACAGGCUAACUGAUAGGGAUUAUUUUUAAAAUAUAAUUUUUGAAACAUCUGAAAUAUGUAAUUUCCCAUUGUCAUGCUUUAAAUGCUAUUUGUCAGUGUGAAAGUAGGAGAGUAUCCUAACUCAAACCUUGAAUUUAUUGCUGUUACAAGAAAGUUUGUUGAACUAACUGAAAAGCUGCUUUUGGGAAAGUAUUCCCUUUUCUUUUUUGGAAUUCUUUUUGUGUUUACCUUGUGAAGCCGCAUGCUCCGGUGAUGAACUGCUGUUUUUAUAAAGUACCAUUUGCAGCCUUUUAUCAUGACCUGGAUUGGGGUCAUACCACCUGCUGUUAGCACAGUGGGAUCAGGAAAAUGGAGCUCAUACUGAAAUGCACAGCAUUUGUGCAGAAAUACUGUGGAGAUCUGAUCGAUUCAGCUCCUUCCAAACAUCAGAAUCUUAAGAAACCAUGUGAGAUACUCAGUGUCUUUAAAAGCCUGCCUGUGUGAUUGCAAGCUUGACUGUCACUGAGUCAGAGUGAAGAAAACAAAGGCAUGCGGAAUGUAUUCACCAGCUACUACUGAGUUUUUUUUAAAAGACCUUUAGUAACAAAGAUGCAAUUCAUAGACAGUAAGCUUGAUUUUUAAUGUGACAAUCAUGCGUUUUACUGAGAUGACCCUAGUAUCUUUGUCUUUAGUCCCUCUAGAGAAACACGCUUGUAACAGACAGUGUGGAUGAGUUUUUUUGUUCAAUGCCC